Messenger RNA from Caenorhabditis remanei, 759 nucleotides. RefSeq lists its product as uncharacterized. The record is from RefSeq and is a predicted model, not a curated record. The transcript is spliced from 5 exons. NCBI's taxonomy places the organism in Eukaryota, Metazoa, Nematoda, Chromadorea, Rhabditida, Rhabditidae. The coding region runs from base 1 to 759 and encodes 252 amino acids.
AUGAGUAGUCAACGAAUGCCGGAGAUGACUCAGCAAUUAAAAUUGUCUGGGGGUUCGAAGCUCUUCCAAGACGCGGUCACAGUGCAAAUCAACAUGAAGGAGGCUACGCCUGAUGCUGAUGAUAAAGUGAACAAGAAGUACACUGCCAACAAGCACCGCUUUGAAGCCAGCAGACAUACGGCGUCGAUGCUUCUGGAAGCAGAGGAUAUGAGUGCAAAGGAAGGAGAUCCGGGCUCAAAGAUGGAGGUCAAAAUCACCAUCAACAUGAAGCAACUGGAGAAACAUCACCGUGAAAUUGAGUCGUACAUUUCUCCAUUUACCCCAUCUCCAAACUCAAUCUUCCUUCGUAUCCCACCUAGACCAGAAGAUUACGCCCGCAUCGAGCUCGCACGGGAUGAAGUCGAAAAACUCGUUCGCGAAGUUCACCUUCAAACCCCUCACAUCAUUACUGAAGAGGAGUCUAGAGAAUAUCUCCAAAUUCUUCGUAAGCUCGAUGUCCGUCUCAGCGCUUUGUAUCCAAGACCACCAGCACCGGGAGACAAAGAGAAGAAAAGCUAUCGCAUGUGCCCAUGCUACGAACCUGAGAUGGAGGACAUUGAAGAUCUGGUUGUUUUCUACGAGCAAGUUUUCCGUGGCCAUCGAUUUAUGCACCGCUGUAACCUCUACAUGGCGGAAAAACAAGCCGCUGAAGAGCAAGGACUCCCCAUUCCCCUCCCUCCAAAGAUCGAUGAGAUCCGUUAUUCACACGGACAGUGUUAA